Molecule: messenger RNA, 597 nt
Organism: Adineta steineri
Lineage: Eukaryota; Metazoa; Rotifera; Eurotatoria; Adinetida; Adinetidae
Source: the annotation of a GenBank genome assembly
AUGGCAAAAUCAAAUCAAUGUUCUACUUGUCAAAAGCCAACAGGAGUAAUGCAUUGUAUAGGUUGUGAUCGUUACUUCUGUACAAAGGAUUUCAGAAGUCAUCGUGAAAUAUUAUUUACUGAGAUGGAACAACUCAUUGAAGAACGUAAUAAACUACAAGAGAAAAUUAACACGACAGCAAAACCAAACAACUCAAGCGAUCCAGUUAUUGAAGACAUCAAUGCAUGGGAGAGGAUUACAAUUGAAAGAGUGAAGCAAACAGCGGAAUCUGCACGUCAACAGGCUAAUGAGUUGAUGACUUCAAAAUCCGUGAAAACUACAAAUGAAUUCAAAGGCUUCUCAGACGAGUUAGCUGAUUUGAAAGAAACUGAGGAUUAUGUUGAACAUGAUUUAAUAAGACUUCAAGAAAAGAUCAUUCAACUUAAUUUAGACUUGACUCAACUUUCGCAAGGAACUAGACUUGAGCUGAAUAGAGAAGAAAGUGAAAGAAUAAACUGGAAUUAUAUUAUCUAUGUUCAAGAAAAACCUAUCGAAUUUGAACGUCAACAAACACGAACAAUAAUGGCAGGUAUGUUUCUGAUGUGGAUGUGGGUGUAG